AUAGCAGCAAAAGAGAAGAUGGGCAGGCAGAAAAAUCUUCUCCUUAUCUCCAUGACAGCAAAGUAGGCAGCAACUCAGCAGGAUGCACAACGGCUGUGAACUCGUCACUUCACUAGGCAGUGCAAUGCAGUGUUUUUGCUCCUUCUGUCACAAAGCUUUGCUUCUGAUCUCUGAACUGGUGGAACGUUAAAGGCAGAAGAACACUGAAAUACUGGGGGAUCUUUUGAGUUGUGUGUGAAGGUGAGAGUAUUCAUGUGAAACACAGACUUUUCCAAGCGGCGACUACCGCCACAGAGCAGUCUGAAAGGUCUCCAUGUAUGGCCAUAGUAACCAGCAUCACCUCUAUCCACAGCUAGUGACAAGGCUCUCCAAAGUUUCAAGAGAUUAGGAAUUAUGCAUUUCAGUUCUACUGGCAUGAAUCUUUUGAAACACACCCAGUGAGAAUAAUUUUUCCCCUGGGAACUAUGUUCAACUCUAAGGGUCAAUAUGGCAAUAACAGCAAUAAGUAACCACCUUACUGAGUCACUCCCUGAACUCGCUAAUGGACAUGGAACAGUUAAUUAGGCAAGGAGCUUAACCAAAGUACAGUACAUCUCCUGUAUCAACACAAUCCAUGCUGUGACACUCAUCUUUGCCCUGUACUUAUGACCUUCAUGCUGUACAGAAGACAUUCUUAUUGACACUACCCAUGGGCAACACCUUCUUCUAAUUACCUUCUCUACAAGGGGGAUUUCAUCAUCAGGGUUCCUGCUCUGUGCGUGUAUGUAUAUAUAUAUAUCCGCUCUCACAGAUACAGGAAUACACAUCUCAGAUAAUCUUACUGGAAUACCAAGAGCACAGGCUAGCAGUGAAACAAGUCAAGAACCCAUGAGUACCAUGAAGAUAACAGGUGUCUUUGUGCUUCUCACGCUGGCAGUUCUUUGCUUAGCAAAUGCUGCCAAAGAGAAUGAGGUAGACUGCAGUGAAUACAGCCGGUUAGAGAGAGGAAGACCUAUUUACUGUGAAAGACUCUAUCAACCUUUCUGUGGCUCUGAUGGGAAAACAUAUAACAACAAGUGUUCUUUCUGCAAAGCAGUGCUGAAAAGCAGAGGUACCUUACAAAUGAAGCAAGCAGGGGCAUGCUGAAUGGAUUCUGCAUGGUAGAGAAGAGGGCUGAGAACAGCUUUACACUGCCUUAUCACAAUCUCUUAAUUUAAUUUCAUUCAUUCUGCCUGAUCUGGUGAUGGCGAACAAAGCACACAGCAGCUUUUUCAGCUGUGCUCUGUCAUUUGCUGCUUCUCUCUGCUCCCAAGUGUUGGGAUUGACACUUCUGUCCUCCCUGCAAAGCAACUCCUCAGGAUUUCUGUUUCUCUAGCAAAUUGGUUUUCACAUGAGCCCUAUUCUUCUGACGGUGCUACCUGAUCUUAGUGGACACGUCUGUGCAGGCACUGCCUCUGUUUUCCUUGUUGAAGUGUUUUCUUUCAUUUACUCAAACUUUUACAGAUGCUUUUUUUCCAAAGGCUUCAGCUUUUCCAGGUAGUGCUUUGAUUCUACCAGGUUUGCAGCUAAAUUUUACAUGCUCAUUUUUCUUCCACAUCUAUACAAUUCUGAUUCAUACAUGUUGUUUAGCUACUUAGUCUGCAUGUUUAUUAAAAUAAACGUUGACUUGUUUUUUUUUUGUCCAUGGUGACCUUUCUAGAGAAUAAGUUUAUUGCAUCCAUUAUUCACAAAUGAGAUACUUCCCAAGUUACAGAAAAUAAUUGUAGAGCAGGAGCUAGAGAGGUAAAAAAAAAAAGCCUGAAAGACAAAAGUUGUCUUCCACUAGAUGGCCUCAUGUUCCUGGAAUUGAUCCUACAGUCUGGCUCUCUUUUUUCCCUUCAAAUGAAGCAAAGCUGUUAAACUGUAAGACUGUAUAAACUUCAUAGCAGUGCCUCUGUUAAAUCCUGCAUUUAAAUGUCAUCAUUAAUGAUACUGUUCACUUCUGACAAAUUGGCAGCUUUUAGAUCUGAAAAGAAUUCUGUUCUGCUCUUACAUCCUUAAUAUCUUCAUUAUUGAACUAGUUUGCCUUUUACACUUGAAUAGUCAGACACGGAAAUACAUUUCCCAGAAUUAAAACCUAUGAAUGAUUGACUUUACUGGGGUUACACAUGAAAGAAAUUUAGGAAC
Molecule: messenger RNA, 2145 nt
Organism: Pezoporus occidentalis (night parrot)
Lineage: Eukaryota; Metazoa; Chordata; Aves; Psittaciformes; Psittacidae
Product: serine protease inhibitor Kazal-type 6-like
Exons: 4
Coding region: 763-1125 (120 amino acids)
Molecular function (GO): serine-type endopeptidase inhibitor activity; protein binding
Source: RefSeq, a predicted model, not a curated record